Vigna unguiculata (cowpea) is the source of this 756-nucleotide messenger RNA. RefSeq lists its product as uncharacterized. NCBI's taxonomy places the organism in Eukaryota, Viridiplantae, Streptophyta, Magnoliopsida, Fabales, Fabaceae. The record is from RefSeq and is a predicted model, not a curated record.
AUGUUGCCUUAUAGACAAGUGAAGAUGCCAUUAUGUGCAAGGCUUUCCCCACCCCCUAAAAGGACUAGCCCUGGAAUGGUUCUCCUCCUUGCCCCUUACUCCAUCGAUUAUUUCGACACUCUCUCCCAUCUCUUCGCCACCCAUUUCGCAGGAAGCCACCCUCGCGAAGCCACACCUUUGUCCUUCCUCAACGUCAGACAGGAAAAAGACGAGAUGCUAAGGGCCUUUAUAGACCGCUUCAGAAAAGCUGCCCUCCGAAUGCCAAACUUAACCCAGGAAAUGAUCUUACAAUGCAUGGCCCUCACACUUAAACCCAGCCCAUUCACCGAUAACAUCUAUCUCCGACCACCGGCCUCUAUGCACGAACUCAAGUUGCGUGUCGCCGAUUACAUACGUAUGGAGGAAAUGAAAACCCUACGCACCAAAUUCUGUACCGACUACACGCCCUCAGUUCCUAAAAUCGACAAAACACCCUCAAGAUCAUACUCUAGGCCUAAAGAGCCUAGACCACCCCAAUUUUCGAGAUACGUCCCCCUAAGCGUUCCCUGGUCCCGCCUCCUAAACGAAGCCCUGCAAGCGGACCUUAUCCCUCCACCCCGCAAAACCCUCAACCCACCCAACGCGGACAUGACCAAAUAUUGCAAGUACCAUCGCAACAAUGGCCAUACUACAUACGAGUGUAAGGCGCUACAAGAUACGAUUGAAGAGUUGAUACGCAUUGGCCACCUGCGAAGAUUCCUCAAAUGCAUUUUAUGA